CCUCUUAUAAUUUUAGAAAAAUAAUAUAACAUAUAAAAAUGUAAAUUAAAUAUAGAAUCCCUCACAAAAUGACCAUUUAUAUUGAAAGACACUUUACUCGUUUUGACAAUAAUAGGUUUAUUUUCCGUAUUCAAUUAAAAUAUAUUCACACACCAGAAUGUAUUGUAUGUAGACACAUUAGCAUCAAUAUUCAUUAACUCUAUGUCCUAGCCAGGAUGUCGUAUAGUACUUUCAAAUAAAUCAAAUAAAUGCCUACAAAUUCGCACCAUCUGCUAAAUGUAUUCACAAAUAGAUCUGAUUAUAUUCUGAUAGUUUCCUGUCAUUAGGAUAUUUAUUCAAUCAACAAAUAGUCUAAGGAUGCCACAGACUUUUAAUAAUGUUUUUAUAGUAUACAUGUCCUUAUAUAUCACUGAGUAUAGCUCAUUCGGUUUAGUCUGUUCCGACACGUUUACACGCUCUGACUUUAAAAUUUUUACAAGUGUUAUAUUUUCGUUUCAUCAUGUUUAAAUGCGAACAGUGCCCAUCGGAGUUUUCACGCAAGGACAAUUUAACCAGACACAUGAAAACACAUGAUAAAGUCUGCUUUCCAUGCGUGCAAUAUGCUAAAUCAUUUAGUUACCAAUCGAACCUUGUUCGCCAUAUGAAAAACACUCACAACCGUGUACGAUGUGAUAUCACGACUCCGCAAGUACAAGAUGUACAAGAUGUACAACGAGGUGAAAUAGAGAUUGCCCCGAACAUAAUAGUGCCAGAUCAACCAGCAGGCCCCUCAAAUCAGCUUCAAAAUUCGAAUAAUACACAAAACCAACAUUUUUCUGAAGAUGAUUUGUGUAUAAUGGACGAAUAUCAACCAGUACGACAGAGUGUCAUAUAGUUCGCGCCUCGCAUUGCUCCACAGAUUCAGAUUUCCAAUCAAAUUUUCGUCCCCGAUAUCCAGGCCGGUCGCUCGAACAUGGUGGCCGAGGACGAGAUUUGCAUGGCAGUUAUGGACGAAUUUGUAAAUGAGGACGAGAUUUGCAUGGCAGCAAUGGACGAAUUUGAAAAUGAAAAAGUUCAAGACGAUAAUACAGAUUCUUACACUACAUAUGUAAAUGGUAGGCUGCAUGGUUCCACUGCAAACACCACCUCGGUAACUAGGAUGAAAAAGGCUCGUAUGGACAUAGUUAUGACUCCUGGUAUCACAGAAAUUUCCUCGUCUGCGAAUCGAAAAAUCGUGUGGUAUUAUGUCAAAAAUAUUAACAAUGUUCACAAUUAUCCCGACUUUCUCCGCUCGCUCAUGCCUGAGCUUGAAAAUUUAUUAAAGACAUGUCUGAAAAAACACCCGAUAAAAUUUAAUUUGAAACUCGAGGCAGCAUACAACCGGCCCAAUGUACCAAACUCGUCGGAGAACCGGGCAUUCAAGACUUCGGCGGUAGAACUUUUUACGGAUAGUGACAUUAGUACGAUCAUUGAGAGGGCUUUUAUAAAGUUGUCGAAGGAGGAGGAAGAAUAUAAAUCACGCGGAGGUGGAUUUACAUUAGAAAGUAUAGAUGGGUUAUUGCUAAGUAUAUAUAAAUAUACACCAAUGUGCGGUUCAUCGUACAUAUCGUUGCCGGCGUAUAUUGACAGGAAACGGGCCACCAUCAACCCUCAAAACACAGAUCAGGAAUGUUUCAAGUGGGCGAUUUUGGCGAGGCAUGUGACGGGGCAUGCGGUAUACCGUAUCGGUGAAAAUUAUAGAAAUCACGAGGAUAAGUACAAUUUUGAAGGCAUCACAUUUCCCACACCUCUAUCGGACAUCGCUAAAUUUGAGAAAAAUAAUAGAAAUGUAUCUAUUAAUGUGUAUGGGUUGGACAAAAAGUUCCAGCCAUCACGUAAAUAUCCGACGUACGAGGUGUAUCCGCUACGUGUCGUUGAUGAGGAGAAAGCCAACCACUUUGAUUUGUUGUUGGUGACGGACGACGAAAACUCACACUAUGUGUAUAUUUCAAAUUUUUCUCGGCUUAUUAGAUCGCAAAAGACUGGACAUGAAGAG
This is a messenger RNA of Aphis gossypii (cotton aphid), 2014 nucleotides long. RefSeq lists its product as uncharacterized. The annotation marks the transcript as partial. The record is from RefSeq and is a predicted model, not a curated record. NCBI's taxonomy places the organism in Eukaryota, Metazoa, Arthropoda, Insecta, Hemiptera, Aphididae. The transcript is spliced from 2 exons.